Molecule: messenger RNA, 1096 nt
Organism: Prunus mume (Japanese apricot)
Lineage: Eukaryota; Viridiplantae; Streptophyta; Magnoliopsida; Rosales; Rosaceae
Source: RefSeq, a predicted model, not a curated record
AGCGUGUCAAACAAAACAUUAGUUGAAAAUCUCUACGCCAGUUCGUCCAAUCCCUGUAACCCCACAAGCCAUUUUCUUCUCUCUUGACGUAUUGCUUUUUACAAGCAGGUUCUAGACAACUUAAUAUUUACCUUUCUAGCCUUGUUUUCUAAGUCUUCAGCAAAAACCCAUCUCAAUACAAACUUGGAUUGUUAGGCCAUGGCCAUGUCGAUUACAAGCACAACAACAGCAGUUGCUCCUUGUAACUCUAGGCAUCUGCAGGCUUCAAGUUUUGGUCCUAGUUGUCUCAGUACAAAUCGCAGGGACGGCAGAUGCCAUUUUCUUGGAAACAGAAGCUUCUUGCAGUCGAUCACGAAGGUCCAAAAUGGCACCAAGAUAAAGAUGGAUGUGGUUGUCAAUGGUGUUGAACCUGGAACUCCUCUGCCUUCUGAUCCUUCUCCUGGGACUUCUUGGAAAUUAUGGCUCGUGGGGAUACUUAUCUCAGUAGUUGUACCCUUUUGGAAGAACAAAUGGUGGCCAUUGCAAAAGUUCAGAGAGCAAGUCGAAACGACGCUCGAUUCAGUAGAAGAUGUGGCAGAAUUGGUGGAGAAGGUGGCCGGGGAAGUGGAGAAGGUAGCCGACGACAUUGCUGAUCAUCUUCCUCAGGGAGAUCUUCAAAAGGCAGCAAGGUUUGUUGAGAAUGUGGCAAGAGAAGCAGCCAAGGAUGCGUCGCUAGCUGACGAUCUCAUUGAGAAGGUUGAGGAUGUAGAAAAGGAGGUGGAUUCUAUCAUCGAUCAGGCCAAUGAGAAAAUCAAAGCAUCUGACGAUACUGAAAAGGAGACAGCAAAAAUCAAAGACGCCACUGAUAUCAAAAAUAAGAUAACAGAGAUCAAAGAAGCAAAUAAUAUUAAAAAAGGAGACAAUUAAACCCUGAGGCAGCUUGUGGCUCAAUGUAACAACAAUUCUUGCAUUUUAUUCAUUUUUAUUAUGUUAUUAAAUUAAUCGUCUUAUGAGGAAUUAGGGUUUAAGAAUUAUUGUACCUAUAUGUAAGAUUAUAUGUUGAUGAAAUAUAAGUUCUAGUUAGUUUUGUAAAUUACAUAAAUUUGAUUUAGUGGUA